Molecule: messenger RNA, 3389 nt
Organism: Jaculus jaculus (lesser Egyptian jerboa)
Lineage: Eukaryota; Metazoa; Chordata; Mammalia; Rodentia; Dipodidae
Product: putative testis-specific Y-encoded-like protein 3
Exons: 2
Coding region: 1-1332 (443 amino acids)
Biological process (GO): nucleosome assembly
Cellular component (GO): chromatin; nucleus
Molecular function (GO): chromatin binding; histone binding
Source: RefSeq, a predicted model, not a curated record
AUGGACAUCUUUGGCAUCCAAGGGGAUGCUGAUGAGUAUAGGGCUGACAGUAGUAAGUGGAUGUUUUUGAGGGGCCAAUUCUGUUCAGCACUUGCGAACCUCCCAACCCAACAGUCUCCCCCGCCCCCACCCUGCCGUGGAGGGACCCUGGCGAGUCACAUCCGGCAGGAGAGGGGGAAGGGUGCCAGGGGCGGAGCUCGGCCUGGAGGAGAAGACCCCGCCUCCUAUCCGCUACCCUCCCGGGCCGCUGGACCCCGCCGCGCUGCCCGUGAGACCCCCGGGCCCUUCCAGCCGGAGAUUCCGCAGGUGAUGGCAGGCGAGGGUUCGUGGGUUCUGGAGACGUCUGCGCGCCCGCCGUCCGGGCUGGCAAACGAGGGGGGCGCGUGCCUGGCCCCCGCGUCCUGCGCUCCAGGAGCGGGGCUCCGCGAGCCCUUCGGUCCCGCCGCGGGUCCCGGGGCCCCUCCGCCUGCCUCGGCCAGCGGGGCAGCGGCCUCCUCGGGGAGUGCUCUGAAUCCAGAGGGUGGCGGGGAGGCCCCAGAAACCCUUGGCGCGGAGGGAUGGGGGCGCGGGAAGGCCGAGGAAGUGACGACUGAGGAGGGCGCCAUCGCCAUGGAGGAUGCAACCGAGGCGGGGGAGAAGCUCGAAGUGGGCGCCGAGGCCCAGCAGGGCCCGGUGCCCCUAGACCUGCGUGGCCUCAUUGUGGACCCGCUGGAGGCCAUCCAGUGGGAGCUGGAGGCAGUGAGCGCCCAGGCCGACAGGGCCUACCUCCAGCUUGAGCGCAGGUUUGGCAGGAUGCGCCGUUUGCACCUAGCUCGGAGGAGCUUCAUCAUCCAGAACAUUCCGGGCUUUUGGGUCACUGCCUUCCUGAACCACCCGCAGCUGUCAGCCAUGAUCAGCCCCCGCGAUGAAGACAUGCUUAGCUACCUGAUGAAUUUGGAGGUGAGGGAGCUCAGGCACACCCGAACAGGUUGCAAGUUCAAGUUCCGAUUUUGGAGCAAUCCCUACUUCCGAAACAAGGUGAUAGUGAAGGAGUAUGAAUGUAGAUCCUCAGGCCGGGUAGUGUCCGUGGCCACCCGCAUCCGCUGGCAUCGAGGUCAGGAACCCCCAGCCCUGGUGCACAGAAACCGAGACACGGUCCGAAGCUUCUUCGGCUGGUUUUCACAGCACAACCUCCCGGAGACUGACAGGGUAGCACAGAUCAUUAAAGAUGACCUGUGGCCCAAUCCCCUGCAGUACUACUUGCUGGGGGAUAGGCCCUGCAGAGCCAGGGGAGGCCUAGCUAGGUGGCCACCAGAGGCCCCUCCCAGGCCCUACGGGUUCCAGUCCGGUUAACUCCUGCGGAGGUACAUGGCGCCUCCCUAGGGUUCCUGUGCCUCCUUGGGAACCUGUGUUUAGGCGGACAGUGGGUGCUGAGGUAAUGUUCCCCCCUGUGUAUUCUGGCUUCUUGGCAUGUGUGAUGGACUCCCUUCUAAGGUUGUGACCUUCAUGGCCAAUCUCUACCUUGUGUCCUGCAUGCUGUUGUCAACAUCAUAUGACUGUCACAUGCCACUACAUUUACACCAGGCACCCAGUGCCGUGGACUUGAACUACGAUCAGCUGCGUGGCCUGGGCCUACCUGUAAGCAUCGUUUUCCAACUCACUCUGGACCCCAUCGUGCAUGAGGCGUUACAAGAAGGACCAGUGGGCCUCUCUGAGUCCUAGUACUUCAGAGCUACAAAGUGCUGGCUCCAGCAGGCGGAGUUUCCUCAUUCAAGACGAGGCAGGUGCAAUUGUUGCUGGCAGCCUGUCAGGCCUGGACACCCCAUGGCCUCAUGACUAUGGAGUAGCUCCCACCGAAUGGAGUGUUGGGUAUCUGCAGCCUGGGCAUGGUGAGGCCUAAAAGCAUGAGGCAGUGGGCAGUGCAUUUUUCUUGCCCCAUGUGUGGCCCCUCACCGCCUGCUGUUGGCUGAUGAAGACCUAGACCACGCCCCAUCCACACCUAGCCACUGCCUUUCUGAUAAGUUUGCCCAGGCCACCACUGACCCUCUUGCUUGCUGCAAGGUCUACAAGAACCUGGGAAGUGCAUGUGGACCCAUGGCCCAUGCAAUGAGAGCUCCAGAUUUCCCAGAAAUGGCAGGAGACUGGCCUGUCUGGGAAUGUGCUCAAGGUAGGGGCAAGGAUGCGAGCCCUUCCUAGACCCACCGCAGCCAGACCCUUUGUCUGCACCUGUCUGUCCUUAGCUGCCAGGUUGUGGGUGCUGGAGGAGGCUUCAGGCUACAAGGCACAGAUAACGUCAUUUGUAAAGUGAAAACUCUGAAGCAAUAUAACUAAAGUAGUAAGGGUUUUUUUGUGUGUGUGUGUUUGUUUUCUUCAAAUAAGGAGACUCUUUGUUGAAAUCACCUGUCUCCAGAGAGGGAGAGCUUGUCACAUAAACUGCCAGGACUCAGUGCCCCCUCACCUUGCCCUCUCUAGCAAGGUCUAGAAUCUUCUAAGGGACAGACAGUGCAGGGCUCCUAGACAGAGAUCAAGAAGUCCCUGGUGGCAAGGAAAGUUAAUCAUUUCAUUUUACACUGUGUUCUUUUAAAGGAACUUUAGCCUCAAUUCUCUUGUCCUCUUCCAGCACCCUUCCCCCUUUGUGGGUUCCUGUAGAUAGAACUGAGCUGCCCUGCCCCCCUACAGGGCUCUUCAUCUCCCUCUUACAUGGAAGGCCUUAUCUUCUGCUCCCUAAGACUUGGACACACAAAGGGGGUGGACAACAAGCCGGAGUCCGGGGAAGGCCAGGAGUGGCUGAGAGCCUGUUGGUGGAGGGAGAGAGCCCUGAAUCUUAACUGGUUUUGAUUUACUAAUGUGUUUGUAACUUAGAAUAACUACACAGUUCUGUAUCUUUAGAGGGUAUUUUGUUUUGUUUUCUUCUCUUCUGGUCCAAAUAUGGCCUUGUGUACGUAGAAAGUUCAUGUCAUGUGCUUCUUGUUUUUCUGCUUUUGAGUAAGACCCUGUGCGGUCCCCUCUCAGAGCCCACUGGGAAGUUGAGCUGCCCAGGCCUGCUUGUUGCUUUGCUAAGAUUGCCAUUGUAAAUGUUCCUGUGCCACGUGGAAGCUUGUGAUUAUUCACAGUUGUUAUCGAUUUGUGACCUGAUGCUGUAACCUUAUCUUACAAGUAGAGUGUGAAAAAGGUGGCUUUGCAGGACUUACAGCUGGACGUUGCUACCAUGUUCUGGAAAGAUAAUCUCCAGCAGGAAACCUGGAACCAAUGGUCUUGAUGCUUCUAGUGGCCGUGUUGCAACUGACAUCUCUGCUUCUGAACAGAAAUAAUCUCGCGGUGGCUUUGUCCAGUCAGAAGAGGAUUUGGGGCACUUUUGUCUUGUGUGCUUGAUGGAACAAUAAAAACCUUUCAGUCUGGGAGAAAAGUAA